AUGGCGACAUCGGUGACUGAAAACUCUGAUAUAUGGUCCAACUCUGGGGCCGUAAACAGAGGGCCAGGACAUCCCCUGUGGCCCUCCUCAUUGCCCCGGAGGCCCCAGAGAGAAAGCCAGGCCCCGCAGCUGAAGUGCAGAGGGCUGCCUAACCUCGGACAGACCUGCUACAACUCCACCCUGCAGUGUCUGUUGGCUCUGCAGCCCCUCUGCAUCCAGCUGCUCCUGCAGGAGGAGACAUGGAGGCAGGAGCCCUCAGCACUGCUCCUCAGCUCCUUUGUGGGUCUCUGGUGCCUGAGGGCAUCCACGGACAGGGAGCUGAAGGCGGCAGUGCUGAUGGAGCUGAAGGACUGCAUCGCCCUGCGCAACCGUGAAUUCGAGGGGAACUCACAGAACGUGAGAACACACACAUAUCUAGGAACUAGGAACUUAAGCAAUUCUCAUGUAGGCUGCUUCUGAAGAAAUUGUAAGCCGUAUCAUUGCAAGGCUCAACGUAUGUAAACUUGAAUAUGCAUUUCCUGAAGGAAAUACCAGUGCAUACGAUGCAAAAGUUAAGAGUUAAAAAUGAAUACUAGAAUAUGCAUUUCCUGAAGGAAAUACCACUGUAUGCAAAGGAAAAGUAGAAGUGGUUGCUAGGAUGGUGCUAUGGUAAUUCAAGUAGUUGUUAAGGUGUUGCUAGGUUGAUACAGGGCAUUUCAUGCACUGUAAAUAUGUAUGUGCAUUUCUGUUCAUGUCGACAUGUUUUAUGUCUGUAUGCAUCUGUGUGUUUGUCAUACAUGUGCUUGUGUGUGUGCAGGACGCCCAUGAGUUCCU
Molecule: messenger RNA, 813 nt
Organism: Clupea harengus (Atlantic herring)
Lineage: Eukaryota; Metazoa; Chordata; Actinopteri; Clupeiformes; Clupeidae
Product: ubiquitin carboxyl-terminal hydrolase 26-like
Exons: 4
Coding region: 1-459 (152 amino acids)
Biological process (GO): protein deubiquitination
Molecular function (GO): cysteine-type deubiquitinase activity
Source: RefSeq, a predicted model, not a curated record